AUGCCUCCAAAAAAGGAGGAACAGCUAAGUCGAACAGGUAAUUUCACACUAUAUGCAAGCGAUGUUAGUUCGUUUAAUCGUCUGUUAAAUGAGCUGAUACCAAUUCUUGCAACAAAUGGACAGGCUACAGCCAAAAUAUAUGUGCCUCGAUCCAUUCAACGUAUCAAAGAUACGGGAAAAGUCGCGUUUGUUAAAAACGUCGACAUAGAAAUUCCUGAAGGUCGAAUAACUGAAGCAUUAAAGAACGUUGGACUUGAUGCUAUUGAUGUUGUUCGACUGGUGAACAAAACUAAAAACGUUUCAACCAGAACAAUCAAAAUUACAUUUGCUGAUCCACAAAAUCGAAAUACUUUCAUUCGUACUGGUUUACAAGUGGAUUCAAUGCAUUUUGUAGCUGAAGCAGCAAAUCAAAACACCAAACCUGCACAAUGCUAUAUAUGUCUGAAAUACAAUCAUGUGGCAAAAUUCUGCAAAACGAAGCAACAGAUAUGUGCUCGAUGUGGUGAAAAUCAUCGCAUUGAACAAUGUACUGCUGCUAGUGAUGUAGUAAAAUGCUGUAAUUGUAAAUGUAGUCAUGUAGCAACAUCAAGUGAAUGUGCAACUUAUAAAGAACAGGAGAAAAGAAUUAACAAUUUAAUUAAUCAAUAUUCAGCUCCAAAUACACCAACAAAAACAGUUCCAGCCAUUCAUGACUUAAAUGAAUUUCCAUCGCUACCAAACCUCUUACAACAUCAACAAGAACACAUUCAUAAUGAAUUAUUCGAUGAAAUUAUCAAUGUACUAAGCAGCAAAAUGGAAAAGAUUAUCGAAGAAACAACCAGCCGACUAUUUCAGACACUACUUAAGAAGAUGAAAAAGAUCGAAACCUUCAUCGAAACACACGACAACAACGUUAAAGGUGCCUUGACUAUCUCGGAUUCUGAUUCAGAAAAAGAAAGUCAAGUAGUUAAAUACAUUAGAAACAAGCAAAAACAAACGAUAGCAAUAACCAAAUUAACCACCUCAGCAACUGAUACAUCAAGCAUACCAACAACAACUUCAAACGUAACUUCAACAAAACCACCACGAAAAGCUAAAAAAGGAUCAAAACCAACCAAAAGAAUUCGAUCACCCAACAGCUCCUUAGAUGCAUCGACAUUUGACAGCAAAGACCUGAAAACAAGCAACAACGAUGAUUAG
This is a messenger RNA of Rotaria sp. Silwood1, 1179 nucleotides long. The record is from the annotation of a GenBank genome assembly. Lineage: Eukaryota; Metazoa; Rotifera; Eurotatoria; Philodinida; Philodinidae.